UUAGAAGUCUUGAUUUAUUAUUUUAAGAUAUAUAUAUUACAUUAAAACUACACUAAAAGAAUAGAAGAUAAGGGUCAUCUCAGAAGGUUAGCUAAGCCAAGAAUCGAAAGGAAUGAAUCAACAAAGGUUUGUGGCUUGGACAAAGUGAGAGCCAGUUGACUGUGAUUGGCCAUUAAUUAGAAACAACCACAUGAGGCCAAUCCCAGAUGUACCUGUGGCAUUCCACAGCAGCAGAUAAUCAGGGUUUACAUUUUGUUCCUGAGGCCUUUCAGCUUCUCAGGAGGAAAAAUCCUAAGGAAAGGAUUUUCAUAGAAAGAAGUCUGCGACAUUGGGGUGUCUGUCCUGCAGGGAUGGUGCUCUCAGUGCUGGUGAUCCCAUGGCAGUGUUGGGGUGUCUGUCCUGCAGGGAUGGUGCUCUCAGUGCUGGUGAUCCCAUGGCAGUGUUGGGGUGUCUCUUGUGCAGGGAUGGUGCUCUCAGCGCUGGUGAUCCCAUGGCAGUGUUGGGGUGUCUGUCCUGCAGGGAUGGUGAUCCCAUGGCAGUGUUGGGGUGUCUGUCCUGCAGGGAUGGUGAUCCCAUGGCAGUGCUGGGGUGUCUCUCCUGCAGGGAUGGUGCUCUCAGUGCUGGUGAUCCUGCUGCUCUCUGUGCUCUAUGAGGCUGUGAAGAUGGGCAAGGCCGUGCUGCUGCGGCGGGCGCUGCUGGCCCUGCCCCGCAGCCUCAGCCACGAGGCCCUGACGGAGCCCCAGGAGGAGGAGCAGAGCGACCCCGCGCAGGGCAGGUGGUUCUGGUUCCACGUGGCCCAGACUCUGUUCCACGUGCUGCAGGUGGUGCUGGGCUACAUGGUGAUGCUGGCAGUCAUGUCCUACAACGCCUGGAUCUUCCUGGGGGCCAUUGCAGGCUCCACCCUGGGCUACUUCAUGGUGUACCCGCUGCUGGGCCGGGGCUAGAGCCCCCCGGCGUGGUGGCACACGUGUCCCACCUCCUGCUCCUUUGUCUGGAACAGCUGCUGUCACUUCUGGCUCUGUCCCCGUGCUCUGUGGGACACAGAACCCCAAGGACUUGCUGGGGCCCUGCUCUGGGGACAGGGAGCCCCAUGGCCAUGCUGCCACUCAGCUGGUGGCUGUCCCCUGGCUCUCAGGGACCUUUGUCCGGGUGGUGACAGCAGGGUGGGGGCAGUGCUGGCAUUUCCUCCCCUCCCUGCUUUUCGAGGAGGUUCAUCCUGGCUGGAACAGGAACGAGCCGGUGACUUGCUGGGGACAGGGACCCUCCUGCCCAGAGCUGCCCUGCACCAAGCCCCUUUUCACACAGUGCCUUUGGGGACACUGGGGGUCCUGCCACCCCCACCCCGCUCCUGUGCUUCAGGGAUGGGGCUGGAGCAGGGAAAUGCUGCUCCUGGUGCCUCUUGCUGCUUCCUCAGGACAUCCCUUUGAAUAAAAUCAUCUCAGCUCCACUCCUGGCUUGUGUCACUGCUGGGUGGGCUCAGGACGGGACACCCCUGGGUCUCACAGUGGGACUGGGGAUCCCCAGCCCUGCCCAGGGAGGUGUUUCAGCAAUAAGGAGAGGCUCCUCUGGCUUUAAAUAAAGCUUUUCCAUUUUAUUAAUUAUUAUAAGCAUAUCUUUAAACAUUUGUAUAACUUUCUUAAUAAAAUAUCCUGGAAGAGACAGGUUUGAAGUUCACAGAGAAAGGCACUUUGAGGGGGGCGUCCCAAGCCACUUUGGGGGCCCCCCUGAGUGGGUUAGGCUGGGCACAGGUGGGUGUUGGGGUGCUGGUCCCUGCUCCAGGUGUCACACCCAGGGGUCCUGCAGACCCCCAGCACCUCCAGGACUUUUGGCAUCACUCUGUGGGGGCUGCAGCACUCCUGUCCUCAUGACACACAGAGGGGUCAGCAACCCCCUGCUCUUUGCUCAGCCAGCACAGCAGAUGCCAAAACCUGCAAAACUGGAGAAACCAGCCAUGGGAGGUGCUGAGGAGAUGUGGAGGGCAAGGGCUGGGACCUCUCCACUGCACAGCAAGCUGAGCCUGGAAUUAUCCCAGUCCUGCCUGG
Molecule: messenger RNA, 2042 nt
Organism: Melospiza georgiana
Lineage: Eukaryota; Metazoa; Chordata; Aves; Passeriformes; Passerellidae
Gene: SLC31A2
Product: solute carrier family 31 member 2
Exons: 2
Coding region: 207-944 (245 amino acids)
Biological process (GO): copper ion transmembrane transport
Cellular component (GO): membrane
Molecular function (GO): copper ion transmembrane transporter activity
Source: RefSeq, a predicted model, not a curated record